AUGCGCGGGCUCCUCGCCCUUCUCCUACUCCACGUGGUCGGGGUCACGUCCGCCGUUGCCGAGUAUCACGAGCAGCUCAACCUCAGGCCGCUGCCCCUAUCCUCCCUCCUCGCGAGCUUCAACUUCCGCGCCACCACGCCAGUCUCCGACUUCGAGUCACAGAAUUUCCGCCUCUUCCCGCGGUCGCUGGGCCAGAUCCUCCAGCAUGCCGGCACGCGGGAGCUGCACCUGCGAUUUGCGCUGGGGCGCACCCGGACAACACGACCCGUCAUGUCGUUUCAGCCCGAGGGCACCUUGCCCAACGCGACCAUCUCCAACAUGAGGCUACUCCACGGUGUCUUGCCGCAUGAGGUCGUCUGUACCGAAAAUCUUACUCCCUUCCUAAAGCUCCUGCCUUGCAAGGGCAAGGCUGGCAUCUCCAGUCUUCUCGACGGCCACAAGCUCUUUGAUGCUUCCUGGCAGAGUAUGGCGAUCGAUGUUAGGCCGGUUUGCCCUGAGGACGGCUCGGAAUGCGUGCUGGAGAUCGAGCAGACCGUUGAUAUGGUUUUGGACAUUGACCGCUCCAAGCGGCCCAGAGACAAUCCUAUUCCUCGUCCCAAGCCCCUCCACGAGCUUAAAUGCGACACUACCAAACCCUACCAUGCUGAUGGCGGAUGCUACCCGCUCGACCACGCUCUCGGCCAGGAAUGGACGCUAUCCCAAAUCUUUGGAAAGUCUCUCAAGGGAACCUGCCCCUUGACCAACCCGGAGACCCCCGGUGUGCAUGGAAGUGCCCAACUCCCGCCACGUGUUCACCUCUGUCGGCGCUGCGGAAACGAGGAACCCCGGCGGCAGCUCGCUGCUAUAGGUUGGAUCCGGAUGCUGACUUUGAUAUCUUUCAUGGGCUAUGGGCAAGAGCGCGGCGCCGUGCAAACUAUCCUCCGCAACCCCAGUCCCGAUACCGAGGUUGAAUUCGUCUACAUGGAGUCGCUUCCCUGGUUCAUGAGGGUCUAUCUCCACACCUUGGACGCACGCAUCGACGGGAUCCAGGGCUCUCGCCGAGACCUCGUCAAGGAAAUCUACUACCGGCCAGCCGUCGACCGCGCGCGGGGCACGCAGCUCGAACUCCGCAUGAUUGUACCCCGGGCUCCACCGUCUUCCUAA
Molecule: messenger RNA, 1143 nt
Organism: Parascedosporium putredinis
Lineage: Eukaryota; Fungi; Ascomycota; Sordariomycetes; Microascales; Microascaceae
Source: the annotation of a GenBank genome assembly